AUGUCGUCAUCUGUAAAGGCGAAAUGUGGCUGCUGUGGCCAUCCUUUUGCCCCUCCAUUCAGGCAAGAGGUCGCAUCAAACCCCUGCACUCAUGUGGCGUGCUUGCAAUGCUUUCUCGCCCGUGGAACGCUCUAUGGCGGAGGCAUAAACCGUGAUGUUUUCCUACGCUGCCCGGUCCCUAAAUGCCUCAAAAUCGUCGGCUUCAAUAAUCGCGACUUGGUCUUCAUUUCACGAGUCCCAUUCAACCCGCUCGACCUGCCACCUGCAAGUAAUCAAUUCGACUCCUCCGAUGAUGACGAAGACAACGAUCUAAAUGAAGGUGACGGCAGCGAUUCUAAAAGAGACGGCAAUAAGACCACUGGUGCUCCUGUCGGCGAAACCGCAGAUUCUAUGGAUUAUGAUCUCAUCGACUCCUACUAUGAUGGCAAAAACAACGAUCUUGAUGGAGGUGACGGCGGCGAUCCUGAAGGAAAUGACGCCAAACCAGCAGAUUCUAUGGAUCGCGGAAAGAUCUCUGGUACCGCUGUCAUUUGGAUUUCUGAUGAGGAGCCCGAAGAAACCAAUCGUCAUUAA
Messenger RNA from Oikopleura dioica, 573 nucleotides. The record is from the annotation of a GenBank genome assembly. Lineage: Eukaryota; Metazoa; Chordata; Appendicularia; Copelata; Oikopleuridae.